Molecule: messenger RNA, 207 nt
Organism: Gongylonema pulchrum
Lineage: Eukaryota; Metazoa; Nematoda; Chromadorea; Rhabditida; Gongylonematidae
Source: the annotation of a GenBank genome assembly
AUGUUUCAGGGCGAUAGUGGCGGUGGCGUGAUGGCACAACUAUAUGAUGGCCGUUGGGUAUUGCUUGGUAUUCAUGCAGUGGGCCAUGUUUGUCAGUACCCCCCCGGAAAUUAUAGACCGAUCCUGCAAGGUCAUACGAGUGUUGCACUUCAUGCAGCCGAUAUUGCUCGCUUUACUGGCCUCUUCUUACCACUGGUGCAUGUUUGA